Sporisorium graminicola is the source of this 768-nucleotide messenger RNA. RefSeq lists its product as uncharacterized. The coding region runs from base 1 to 768 and encodes 255 amino acids. Gene Ontology annotation, molecular function: protein binding. The transcript is spliced from 3 exons. The record is from RefSeq and is a predicted model, not a curated record. Lineage: Eukaryota; Fungi; Basidiomycota; Ustilaginomycetes; Ustilaginales; Ustilaginaceae.
AUGUCAAGAAAUCCGCUCAAAAAGUCCGAGUGGGAACGCCAGCUCUCGUCGAUCAAUGUCGCCAAAGAUGAUCUCAACCGCCUCGUCAUGGACUAUCUCGUCAUCGAGGGGUACAAAGAUGCCGCCGAUUGUUUUAGCAGGGAGAGUGGCCUAAAGCCCUUUGUCGACUCGGACAGCAUUCUCAACCGCAUGAUUAUUCGAGGCGCCAUUCAACGUGGAGACAUUGACGACGCUAUCGGACGCGUCAAUGAGCUUGAUCCAGAGAUUCUGGACAACAAUCCACUGCUGUUCUUCCACCUGCAGCAGCAGCGUCUCAUCGAGCUCAUUCGAGCCGGUCUCGUCAAUGAAGCCUUGGCUUUUGCCGCCGAGGAGCUGGCACCUCGUGGUGAAGAGCAUCCCGACCUGCUGCCGGAGCUCGAACGUACUAUGGCGCUGCUUGCCUUUGACGUGCCCAAAGCCGCGGGUGUGGCGGCGACCGGGCCGCUUGCGGCGCCUGCGCAUGUUGCCGAAUUGCUCUCUCCGAGCCAACGACUCAAGACGGCUGGCGAGCUCAACGCUGCCAUCCUUGCGUCGCAGAGCCAAGGCCGAGAGCCAAAGCUGCCACAGCUGAUCAAGAUGCUCAACUACAGCGAAGAGCUCAUGGGCCCUACGGGUCCCGGAAAGUGGGAGUUUCCGCGUCUUGAUCUCGAAGGCGCUCUUGGGAUCGGUGCUGGUCCCACGGCUGCUGGCAUUCGUAACGGCGACGCCGAAGCAGGGCUCGCAAUCUGA